GCUGCAGGAUAAAUACAUACACACCUGAACCUGACUCAUAAACAGACAGACCUUACACUGACAUUCUGAAGAAGCUGAGACACAGCUUAGGUGGAUAUUUACCUGCUGGUGGUGUAUUCAGGUGGCUUUUACCUGCUGGUGGUGUAUUCAGGUGGCUUUUACCUGCUGGUGGUGUAUUCAGGUGGAUAUUUACCUGCUGGUGGUGUAUUCAGGUGGCUUUUACCUGCUGGUGGUGUAUUCAGGUGGCUUUUACCUGCUGGUGGUGUAUUCAGGUGGAUAUUUACCUGCUGGUGGUGUAUUCAGGUGGCUUUUACCUGCUGGUGGUGUAUUCAGGUGGAUAUUUACCUGCUGGUGGUGUAUUCAGGUGGCUUUUACCUGCUGGUGGUGUAUUCAGGUGGAUAUUUACCUGCUGGUGGUGUAUUCAGGUGGAUAUUUACCUGCUGGUGGUGUAUUCAGGUGGAUAUUUACCUGCUGGUGGUGUAUUCAGGUGGCUUUUACCUGCUGGUGGUGUAUUCAGGUGGAUAUUUACCUGCUGGUGGUGUAUUCAGGUGGAUAUUUACCUGCUGGUGGUGUAUUCAGGUGGCUUUUACCUGCUGGUGGUGUAUUCAGGUGGAUAUUUACCUGCUGGUGGUGUAUUCAGGUGGAUAUUUACCUGCUGGUGGUGUAUUCAGGUGGAUAUUUACCUGCUGGUGGUGUAUUCAGGUGGAUAUUUACCUGCUGGUGGUGUAUUCAGGUGGAUAUUUACCUGCUGGUGGUGUAUUCAGGUGGCUUUUACCUGCUGGUGGUGUAUUCAGGUGGAUAUUUACCUGCUGGUGGUGUAUUCAGGUGGAUAUGUACCUGCUGGUGGUGUAUUCAGGUGGAUAUUUACCUGCUGGUGGUGUAUUCAGGUGGGUGUUACCUGCUGGUGGUGUAUUCAGGUGGGUGUUACCUGCUGGUGGUGUAUUCAGGUGGGUGUUACCUGCUGGUGGUGUAUUCAGGUGGGUGUUACCUGCUGGUGGUGUAUUCAGGUGGGUGUUACCUGCUGGUGGUGUAUUCAGGUGGGUGUUACCUGCUGGUGGUGUAUUCAGGUGGCUUUUACCUGUUGAACCUUACCCCAAGAGAGAAGUCACUCCAUUCGGCACUCUGAUCUACACUCUUUCUAUCACAUUGGACUUUGUGCACAAUAUACUAGUACAUUUGUCUGAGACAGUGAAUCCGACCUAAACCCCCAGAGAGCAAGCAGAGACGACAGAAGCAAGGGAUAGGUAGAUACUCCAAAGGGAUUGGUAGAAACCUUGAGAGGAACCAGACUGCAGCGACCAACUGGGCCAAUGGUCUCUAUAUUUUUGGAAAUGCCGCUGUGGAGACGGACAAAGGCUGGCGAUGAGGAGUGUAACCGCGCUGUCCUGGUCACAAUGUCGAACUUUGACCACGGUGUACCACUGUGCAGGAGGCCGGGGGCAGAGAAAGAUGCCAAAAGACUCCACCGUACCCUGACCAGACUGGGAUACAGAGUGGACAUACACACUGACCUCACCUCUCAUGAGAUGUACACACUCUUCAAGACAGAGAGUGAGCGGCCAGUGAAGGAGUGUUUCCUGGCAGUGCUGUCGUCUCACGGGGAGGAGGGCUGUGUGUUCGGGGCGGAUGGAAGACCGGUUAGACUGUCCCACAUCUUCUCCUGCUUCAACAACUCACACAUGGAGGGAAAGACCAAACUGUUCUUUAUCCAGGCGUGUCGUGGGGGUGAGCUGGAUGAUGGGGUGACAGUGGAGACGGAUUCAGCAGGAAGUGAUGUCACUGAGGACACUCUGUCUCAGUACCUGUCCAUCCCCAUGGAUACAGCGGUGAUGUACGCCACCACGCCAGGUUACGGGGCCUUCAUGCACCCUCUGGGGGCUGUCUUCCUCCAGACACUCUGCAUCCUAUUGGAGGAGGAAGGGGGCAGAGCCUUGGAGCUGACACGCCUCCUGACACGCCUCUCCCACCGUGUAGCCUUUGGCUUCCAGGCCAAAGGUCGUCUGCUGGGGGGGAAGAAGGAAAUGCCUUGCUUCGUAUCGCGACUGACCAGAGAGGUGUUCCCAUUCGCCGAGCCGGGAAGGAGGGCGGGGCCAAUGGGCUUUCUGCAACGACAUUGGUCAACCCAGAGUACAACAGACCUCGCAAACCAUCUAUAAGCUAAACCCGAAGCCUUUGUGAGAUCUAAAGACACUUGUCGCUCACAGAUUGACAGGGUAGACUUGCUCUGUCAGCUACAUUAGUACGGAUGACUUUCGAUGUGUUGUUAGCCAGAGGGUUGUGAGUUUGUGCCAAGGUUGGGACAGAAUUUCCACUCUGUUACUUGUGUGCAUGUUCGUGUGCAUAAUAGAAACAGGACAUUGUGAAGAUCAGAUAUGCGGAUAAAGGAUCAGAUCUGGAGGUGUUGAUAGUUUCACCACAGAGUAGAUGAUUAUGGCGUCUUCCUUUACAGACAACUGAUGCAUCUUAAAAUAUUCUAGAUAAUGAACGGUAUACUAUGUUAUUUGAGUCUAUUUCUUUAAUCAAAAUGGCAAUCUAUGCCUAAGCUUCUGCUUCUAUGCUUUUAUUUGAAACCACUAAAUGUAAGUUGAACACACAUGCUCAAUGUUGAGUAUGUUAAAAACGACUUGCGUGUGACAAUAUAUUGUUUUCAUUCAUUGCUUUGAUAAAUAUAAUGUUCAAGGUGUUUUCAGUAUUUUAACUGAGACAAUACAUGACUGUAUUCCUAAGUUGUAGCAUUCUGACUGAUACAGUGAGAUGGAGAGUAAGUUGAAGAAGACACAGCUUUACGCCAGACCAGUGCACCAGCAGGCUCAGAUUUGAGUACCUCUGCUGUAGGAGGAACACCAGUCCAGGUAGACUAAAAGAUUAAAGUCACGCUACAGUCUCCUUUUCACCUCAUUUACUUAACAAAAGGAACAUCUCAAUAAGUGGCCCAGGUAUCCUCAUGACAUGGCACAAGUGGGGUUCUCUAUUUCUCAACUAUUGUUCCCGCAAGCAUGGGGGAGUCCAUCAGACCAACUCCUUGAAUGGCUGACUCCAAGAAGUUUGAACUUGUGUAAUUUUUUGUUGUUGCUAAAAACGUGUUAUUCUUUACCCUUAAGUGUGUGUAUAUUACUGUAUACGUGGGAUAUUGUUUUUCCAACAGGAAAAGUAAAAAGAUUGCUGGAA
Messenger RNA from Salmo salar (Atlantic salmon), 3168 nucleotides. RefSeq names its product caspase-7. NCBI's taxonomy places the organism in Eukaryota, Metazoa, Chordata, Actinopteri, Salmoniformes, Salmonidae. The record is from RefSeq and is a predicted model, not a curated record. Gene Ontology annotation, biological process: proteolysis. Gene Ontology annotation, molecular function: cysteine-type endopeptidase activity.